Messenger RNA from Rotaria sp. Silwood1, 2155 nucleotides. Lineage: Eukaryota; Metazoa; Rotifera; Eurotatoria; Philodinida; Philodinidae. The record is from the annotation of a GenBank genome assembly.
UCCAGACUAUAUAGAGAACAAGAGAGUUUUUAGAGGUUUUAUUAUGACAUCUAUAGUCAGCACACUUUAAUGUAUAGGAACAUCUAGCUUUGAUUGAUGAAAAGCCAAAUUUUUUUUUCGACGAUACAUGGGGGUUACCUCAGGGUCCAAAAUUGAUGAUGUCAUUUUUUUCAAAAUAAACCUGAAAUAAAUAAUCAGGAGUCACCCCAUAUUCAAACUUAAUAGAAACAAAUUAGUCCUGAAGCAGUUUAAAAGAUUUGGUCUUAUCCGCCCUCCUCCUUUAUGUUAUAAUUAAAAAAAGGACUUAGCUUUAGCUUAUUUAAUUUUUCAUGUAUUUUCAAAUUUAGAGCGAGCACUUCGAUCUUCGAUUAUAUUCGAACUCGAUUUAGACUACACAUUAUUUAGUAUCCGAGAAAACUGAACUGGUCCCAAACGAAGCAAUUAUUGAUUGGGACUCUUAUGACAUUGCAUUGCGAAGAAACAUUCGAGUAUACUUAUUUUUUUUAUUUCAAAGCUUCGUAUCUUUUUCUAAAGUACCUUUAAAAUUUUCCCUCUAUGAAAUAUUUAAAAUAUUAAUAUGUUAUAAUGAAUAUAUAAUUGAUUCAGUUUGUCACUUCACAAAAUUUUGCACUGUAGUCAGCUUAAACAUAUAAUAUGACGUCCUAUUUUCGAAAUUGAUAAAGCCAAUUUUCUCUUGUCUAUUUCUUUAAUCAGUUGAUUCAUAUAUCAAUUCUCUUGAGAAAAGAUGCUUUCCUGGUUUCGACAAAACAAUUUGUCUGUUGUUAACCAAAAGCAACGGUUGUUUGGUUCAGCAGAAAAUGCUCUGAUGCAGACGUCGCUACAUCAUCAAGGAUACACGAAAGUUGGUGAAGUCUUACAUCUUUGUGGACCUCGCAUUUCUCUUGAAAGAUUAUCUGCGGCCAUAUGUCUCCUCCAGCGCCGUCAUCCUAUUCUACGAAGUCGUCUUCAAAUCAAUUCUGAAAAGCCAGAUAGCUAUCUACUACAAGAAGAUGAUACGCUUCAACUUCAGAUACGAGAAAUACCACGAAAGCGGACCGAUCAUCUGGUAUUCUGGCGUCAAGAAUGGAGUGAUCGAGAAAAAAUAAUAACCGAUAUUGGUCAAGGACUUGCUGAAUUUUGGCUUCUACAGGAUCCAGAGGAUGACAACGAUGACAAUAGUCCACGGGAAGUAGUAGUCAUAUGUGAGCAUAGUGUUUGUGAUGGAUUAUCCUUGAGUAAUGUGGCACAUGAGCUCCUCACAGCCUUAACUGGUGAGAAUGACAACAUGUUUACUAAUUCAUUGGAUUGGCCAGUAACUAUGGAGACAGCGAUUCAAAGAAGUCUCUCCAUUGUUGGCAAACUGCUUACAUUUGGCAGAUUUAUCCUCGCAGCUUUAUACUUGCGCGCAAGCAAUACAUGGAGCAUUGCAAGAAUACCCAUAGCCAAUGUCGACUUUCUAUUAACUGAUAUGUGCGAUUACUGUCAUACUGAAAGCUGUUAUAGUACGUUGAACAAGGAAGAAACGCAAAAACUUGUAGAAAAAUGUCGUCACAAAGGUGUAACUGUAACAUCUGCUGUUAGCAGUGCUAUUCUAUAUGCUGCUUCUAUGCACAUAAAAUCUGAAGAUGAUCAUCCAUCUGCAUUACGCAUAUCUAUUGGAGCGGAUACUCGUAGACGAUGUGCACCGCCCAUUUCUAACCACGAUCUUAGUUAUCAAGUAUCAGGUAUUCUUCCGUUCAUAAUACCUACAAGAGAUAUGCCAACGACCUCUGAAGGCAUGUGGCAACUGGCAAAAACAUUCGGAGACUUUGUGAAGACGUCAGUUGACGCUGGUCAAAUUCUUGCUCUUGGCAUGAUCAUGGGAAAAAUCUUCCAAAAGACUUUAGGUGCACCCAAUUUUUCCGAACUUCCUACUUGUGGAAUCUCUAGUUGGGGUAUUUUACCAUUUUCGCAAGACUAUGGAAGAUGGAAACUUGUGGCAAUGACUCCUUUUGUUAACAUGAUUCAAGCAGCUAUGCCGUUCGCUACAUUACAAACUGUUAAUGGAGUCUUGACAAUUAUGUACGUUGGAGCUAGUCCUCUCAUUUCAAUAGGCAUCUUGGAAAAUUUGCGUGAUGACACGAUGCAUAAAUUGCAUCAAAUGAUUGAAGAUUGA